AUGGCAGUUCCACCUGAAUAUGGCAUUUCCGCCCACCGCACAGAGCCUAAAGAAGAAGAGAAAUUUUACCCGGCCCAAGUAAAAAGAAUAGUCAACGAUGUUUUACAAGAUAAGCUUGAAGGCAAAUCAUACGACAACGCUACUGCCCAACAAUUAGCCCUUGAAAUCAGCAAUAUUGUCAAGAUCAGAUGCAAAAAUUUAAGGAUGCCAAGAUACAGCACACUUAAAAAAUGGAGUAGAGAAUCAACCUGCCCUCUUUUCACCUAUCCAGGACGUUCGGGAAGCAGUGUGCGAUAAAAGUAUUUUGUGGAGUGCAAUGCCGGGCUGACUUACCGCAAGCUCACAUCCAGUGCGAGGUUUUAUCUUGGGAACGGGAGUUGAAAGGGAUAGUCUAGCAAGGCCAGAGGGAGUUCGCUUGACCUAUCGGCAGCUCGAUACCAGAAGCUGCACUCUGGGCUAAAAGUUUCAUUCGGGCAUAUUGCCUGGCCAGAAAAUUCGCUUUGGAAUUUUUGGAAAGGGCAGUCCUGUUAAUAUACGGAACGGUGCCCAGGGUUCUUACUCUUGGGUGGCGAGCACAUGCCCUCGUCCGAGAGGAGCGACACAUACCUUUAGGCCGUAUAAUUGGACUGGCGAGCAAGAGGGUGAAACAAUACAAGGGGCAUGAAAAGUCUCUAUAAUAAUCUAAGUUAAGCCAAGAUACAAGUUGAUUGUUCAGACUUUUAUAGGGGAAAAUAUGGGGCAGGGGCUGAGAGUUGCAUCUAAGUGCUUAUGGAAUGCGAAAUUUGACAAUUAUGCUUCACAUUCAUAUCAAUCAGGGAAUAUCUUUGCGGUCGUUAUUGUGUUUGGAUCGUAUUAUGAAUAA
Blepharisma stoltei is the source of this 862-nucleotide messenger RNA. Lineage: Eukaryota; Ciliophora; Heterotrichea; Heterotrichida; Blepharismidae. The record is from the annotation of a GenBank genome assembly.